Molecule: messenger RNA, 1629 nt
Organism: Trichoplax adhaerens
Lineage: Eukaryota; Metazoa; Placozoa; Uniplacotomia; Trichoplacea; Trichoplacidae
Exons: 11
Coding region: 1-1629 (542 amino acids)
Biological process (GO): positive regulation of DNA-templated transcription
Cellular component (GO): nucleus
Molecular function (GO): zinc ion binding; transcription coactivator activity
Source: RefSeq, a predicted model, not a curated record
AUGCCUACCGAUGAGGACGUUACAUGGCUAAAACAGCUGAGAUUAUUGAAAUUACAUGAGAACGAAAUAAGCGAUGUUAUCAUUGGGUACAUCCUAGAAUGUAACAAUGCGGAGGAUUUAACAGAAAUUAUAGAUGAUAUAUUCCCCAAUGCCGAUCCAAGCGAGAAAAAAAAAUUUAUUCAAGCUCUUCAGAAAAGAAGACGAAAGCGUGCAGGUGCAGGUAAAGGCAAUCAAGGUAAUAAAGCUAUGCAUAAGGAUGAAGCACUUGCAGAAAAUCCAGAGGGAUAUUAUUAUAGAAAAGACAAUUUGAAUGAAUUACCUGCCUAUGGCAAAAUGUCGAUGGAACAGCCAAGUUCAAGCACUAAAUAUACUCGGAAUGCAUCUGCAAAUUCUGCUAAUAAGAAACGAUUUAUACCAUUAACUAGUGAAAAAGGACAGUCACAAUUUGAUGGUAGUGCCCGAUUACCAGGAAGGCAUAUUUGUAACUGCUUAGCGCAAAGACAUGAGUUAGUUAAUAACUGCUUGAACUGUGGAAGAAUUAUUUGUAAUCAGGAAGGUUCUGGCCCUUGCUUAUCUUGUGGUAAUAUGGUAUGCACCAAUGAAGAAAAAGAAAUUCUUAGUAGAAAUUCACGGAAAAGCAAAAAGUUAUACGAAUCGUUAAUGAAUGCCAAUCAAGAAUUUGAAAUUCAAGCUAAAAAUGCAAUUGAACAUCGGAAUAAACUCUUAGAAUAUGAUCGUUCUAGUGCUCAGCGAACUAAAGUUAUUGAUGAUCAGCGCGAUUACUUUAAGACUGAUAGAUGGUUUUCUGAAAGUGAAAUAAAACAGUUGAAAGAGUUAGAACGUCAAAGAAAUAAUCAGCUACAUAAGUCGCGCCGUGAAAUGAAAGUGACGAUUGAUUUAGCAGGAAGACAAGUCGUUCAUGAAGAUGACGACUACUUUAAUCGUGUAAAUAAGAGCGCACUUCGCGAUGAUAACCUGUCCAUAUUUUCUGGAACUAAGCGUGAUAAUACUAAGAGUAAAAAAGAUAUCUUUCAUCCAAACAAUCCUGUAAUAUCCCCAGAUAAAGUUAAGUUUGUAAGCAUUGGUAAACAUCAAAAGAAAAUCUCUGAGCCUGUCAAAUCCGGUUUAAAAGUCCCAAGUAAAGCUAAAUUUAGACUACAAGAUAGGGAAUUGCAAGAAGUUACUGAUAAAGGUUUAUGCCUGAGUAUGCAUCAACCCUGGGCAUCUCUUUUAAUUCGUGGAAUCAAAGUGCAUGAAGGGCGUACAUGGUAUGCAUCUCAUCGAGGGAGACUUUGGAUAGCUUCGACAAGUAAAGAUUGUGAGAAAAGCGACAUAGAAGCAUUAGAAGAUAUGUACCGAGUUCGCUACUCAGGAGUUGAUCUAGAUUUCCCAGAUAGUUACCCAGCUGGUUGCCUAUUAGGCUGUGUGGAUGUAUUGGACUGUUUAGAUCAGAACGAAUAUCAAGAAAAAUACCCAGAUGGCGAAUCAGAAUCUCCGUAUGUUUUUAUAGUCGCUAGUCCUCUAGAAUUGUACGUUAAGUUUCCAGUAAAGGGGCAGCAUAAAAUCUGGAAAUUAGAAAGUCAGUUGCACAAUCAAGCAAAAACGGGAGUUAGCUUCCUUUCUUCAUAA